Messenger RNA from Arabidopsis thaliana (thale cress), 1872 nucleotides. Its product is annotated as Concanavalin A-like lectin protein kinase family protein. NCBI's taxonomy places the organism in Eukaryota, Viridiplantae, Streptophyta, Magnoliopsida, Brassicales, Brassicaceae. The record is from RefSeq and is marked reviewed. The transcript has a single exon. Gene Ontology annotation, cellular component: plasma membrane. Bases 1 to 1872 code for a protein of 623 amino acids. Gene Ontology annotation, molecular function: protein kinase activity; carbohydrate binding; ATP binding. Gene Ontology annotation, biological process: defense response to oomycetes; cell surface receptor protein serine/threonine kinase signaling pathway.
AUGGCUAAUACCUAUAAAUCGAUAGCUGUAUCAAUAAUCUUCCUACUAUACUUUUCUUGUGUCUCAAGUCAACAACAAACCAAAUUUCUUAACCAUGGCUUUCUGGAAGCUAAUCUCCUCAAGUCUGGCUCGUCCAAGAUCCACCCGAGUGGCCACUUGGAGUUGACAAACACUUCGAUGAGGCAAAUAGGUCAAGCUUUUCAUGGCUUUCCCAUACCAUUCUUAAACCCCAACUCCUCAAAUUUGGUAUCUUUCCCCACAAGCUUCGUCUUUGCCAUCACUCCAGGACCUGGCGCACCAGGCCACGGCUUAGCUUUUGUCAUUUCACCCUCGCUGGACUUUAGCGGGGCCUUACCAAGCAAUUAUCUAGGCCUAUUCAAUACCUCCAACAAUGGAAACUCCUUGAAUUGCAUUCUUGCAGUUGAAUUCGACACUGUGCAGGCCGUUGAGUUGAACGAUAUUGAUGAUAACCAUGUUGGUAUAGACCUCAACGGAGUGAUCUCCAUUGAGUCUACCUCCGCUGAAUAUUUUGAUGACCGAGAGGCAAAGAACAUAAGUUUGAGGCUGGCGAGUGGGAAACCAAUAAGAGUCUGGAUCGAAUACAACGCAACUGAGACGAUGCUCAAUGUCACAUUGGCUCCUCUAGAUCGUCCGAAGCCAAAGUUGCCUCUUCUCUCUAGAAAACUAAAUCUUUCUGGGAUCAUCUCUGAAGAAAAUUAUGUUGGAUUCUCUGCAGCCACGGGAACUGUCACGAGCUCACAUUUUGUGCUAGGCUGGAGCUUCAGCAUCGAGGGGAAAGCAUCAGACUUUGAUAUCACGAAGCUUCCCUCUCUUCCAGACCCGCUACCUCCAUUGUCUCCAUCCCCGAGUCCUCCGGUUUCAGUCAUGAAAAAUUCGAGUAACACGAUGCUGAUCAUAAUCAUUGCUGCAUCAGCAAUAUUUGGAAUCUUGAUCUUAAGCUUCUUAGCGGUUUGCUUUUUUCGUAGAACGGAAAACUUCACCGGAGGCGCACGGAAAUUCUCCCACCAGACGAUUUCCAGCGCGACGGGAGGUUUUGACAACUCUAAGCUUUUGGGAGAGGGAAACUCUGGGAGUUUUUAUAAAGGGCAACUUGCUCCUACAGAGAUAAUUGCCGUAAAGAGAAUUACUUGCAACACAAGGCAAGAAAAGACAGCCCUAAUAGCCGAGAUCGAUGCAAUCUCCAAGGUAAAACAAAGAAAUCUUGUUGAUCUACAUGGUUACUGCAGCAAAGGAAACGAGAUCUAUCUUGUUUACGAGUAUGUUAUCAAUAGAAGCCUAGACCGGUUCUUGUUCAGCAACGACCUACCAGUUCUCAAAUGGGUACACCGGUUUUGUAUUAUAAAGGGUAUUGCGUCAGCACUUCAACAUCUUCACGCUGAGGUUCAAAAACCUCUCAUACACGGAAAUGUCAAAGCAAGUAACGUUCUUUUGGACGGAGAGCUAAACGCUCGACUAGGAGACUAUGGACAUGGAAGCAGACACAGCACUACGGGACACGUUGCACCAGAACUAGUCAACACGGGAAAGGCUACAUGUGCCACAGAUGUGUUUGAAUUUGGAGUGUUAAUCAUGGAGAUUGUUUGUGGAAGGAGAGCCAUAGAGCCGACAAAGGAACCGGUAGAGAUCAGUUUAGUGAACUGGGUGCUUCGAGGGGUCAAGAGCGGAAAUCUCUUAAGGAGAUGCGACAAAAGAAUCAAGAAAAAGAAUUUAGUCUCUGAAGAAGUGUUAUUGGUUCUGAAAACAGGACUUCUCUGCGUGAGACGAUCUCCAGAAGAUAGGCCAAUGAUGAAGAAAGUGUUGGAGUAUCUCAACGGUACAGAACAUCUCCCUCAUGAUGACUACGUCGUCUAA